Messenger RNA from Phycodurus eques (leafy seadragon), 2901 nucleotides. Its product is annotated as carbohydrate-responsive element-binding protein. The record is from RefSeq and is a predicted model, not a curated record. The transcript is spliced from 17 exons. Gene Ontology annotation, biological process: regulation of transcription by RNA polymerase II. NCBI's taxonomy places the organism in Eukaryota, Metazoa, Chordata, Actinopteri, Syngnathiformes, Syngnathidae. Gene Ontology annotation, cellular component: nucleus. Gene Ontology annotation, molecular function: RNA polymerase II cis-regulatory region sequence-specific DNA binding; protein dimerization activity; DNA-binding transcription factor activity, RNA polymerase II-specific. The coding region runs from base 1 to 2721 and encodes 906 amino acids.
AUGGCGACGAAAGCGAGAGUCGCUCCAGUGGUCGGCGGUGGCGGCGACUCCGAAGCGGAGGCGGAGGCGGAGCUGGCCCGGCCGCCUCACGCGCCUUUCACCUACACGCAGGUCAUCCACAGCGGGCACUUCAUGGUGUCGUCACCCCACAGCGACGCGUCGCCGGGCGGCUUGAGAGGCGGAGGGCGUCCGAGCUACGACUUCGACACGGUCAACCGGACCUGGUGCCAGACGUACCGCUACGGGCCGCUGAGCUCCGGCAGCCUGAGCAUCGACCCCACGCUCACCCGCCUGUUCGAGUGCAUGUCCCUGGCCUACAGUGGCAAGAUUGUCUCCCCGAAGUGGAAGACUUUCAAGGGACUACGGUUGCUGUGGCGGGAUAAGAUCCGUCUAAACAAUGCAAUUUGGAGAGCAUGGUUCAUCCAGUAUGUGGAGAAGAGGAAAAACCCUGUGUGCGGCUUUGUCACCCCGUUGGAGGGAUCUGAGGCAGAUGCCCACAGAAAGCCUGAAGCGAUUAUAUUAGAGGGCAGCUACUGGAAGCGGCGGAUUGAGGUGGUCAUUAAGGAGUAUCACAAGUGGAGGAUAUAUUACAAGAAGAGACUUCAGAAAAAGAAGGAUGGAAUUAUAUCAAUGCUCCAAGAGGGUCAACUCUGCCAGGCGAAGCUGGAGAAAUGGUCCAGUCAGAUGUAUCCGGAGCCUGAGGCAACGCCAGAGGACGCCCACAUGUUUGACCUGGACUACCUUCUAUCGGACAUCUCCGACACCCUGUUCACCAUGACGCAGAAGCCGUGCCCCUGGGCCAGUGAGCGGCACAACGCGUACACGACGAACGCUGAUAUGAUUCAGCCAGGCCUAACUCCUCUGCAGCCUAACUUGGACGAUUUCAUGGAUAUACCAGAUCUCUUUUUGAACUCGGGGGUCCAGCCAUGUGAGCAGACAGCUUUUGCAGACUCGGGCUAUUUUGAAAGUUCGUCCAGCGUUGCGCUUGCCCCCGAUGCGCCUGUCCACACAGCUCCUCAACUGCUCAUCGACACCCAGCUCUCUCAGGCGGGUGUGUCAUCUGAAAAUUUGCCUGAGGCCUCCUCGUCGAAUACUCAAACAGAGGGUGCCAGGCUAAACCAGGAUUGCGGCGAAUACCGCUCGACCGCUUUGCCGUAUGGACCCCAGUCAUACGCCGAUCCCGUUCUUUCGACACCGUUUGCGGCCAACGUUGAGCAGGUGUUCUCUGCAGCUCUCCCUUUUUUUUACCCAGUCCCGUGUCAUAAGUUCAGCUACCACACACCCGCGGCCGCCAGCGUGACCCCAACCGUCAUCACGCACACCGCCUCCACCACGGGGAGUGCGCAACAGGCUCCCAGCUACCCUCACCUCGGGGAUACAUACCCCCGACCUCCAUGCCGCUCCCUCAGCUACCCUACCAUCAUGUCUGUCCCGGUUCAAACGGCCCAGCCGCCUGGAGGCGCGUCGCACUGCUUCGCGGUGCCCGAACAGGUGUCUAGCACGGAAGUGAGAGGGAAGCACAAGCGAAAGAGGGGAGGAGCGAGGACAUCUGGUCCAGCUGUGGGUCUGUCUUACACGACGUCCGCUGCCCCCGCCAGCUGCCUGGCUCAGCUGCUCUCCACAGGGAAGCCUUCGGUGGGCUUUGAAGUGACUCGUGUGACAGGCCAAGGUCAGAAGUCCUCAUCUCCCAGCUCUUCGGUUUCCUCCAGUGGGCAUGUUGCAGGAGCGUCAUCCCAAGUGCAGCAUGGAGCCAACUGGCACGGAGUGUUACCAGUGUUGCGCAACCAGAGUUCAGCCCAGGGUCACCGGCAAAGCUCCACGGGCUCAGCGGCGUCUGCCCUGCUAAGCGACGACGCUGCGCACACGAGCGCGGCGGGCCUUCUCAUCCCCAAGACCGAGAAACUGUCGCCUGGCCAGCUUUAUGGCACGGACAGGAGCAGCUUAACAGGGUAUCCCAGCCAAACGUCACCCCCAAACCUGUUGGAGAAAUCCUCCAAUGCAGAAUCUCCACAUUCGGGUUUCCUCGGCUAUGGAAUGAUAGAAUCGAGUAAGCAAACAGAGACCAGGAGGAUCACUCACAUCUCAGCUGAGCAGAAGAGGCGUUUUAACAUCAAACUGGGAUUUGACACUUUACAUAACCUCGUGACGACACUCGGCUCUCAGCCGAGCAUCAAGAUCAGCAAAGCCACCACGUUGCAGAAGACCGCCGAGUACAUCAGUAAGAUGCAGCAGGAGAGAGCGCAGCUGCACGAGGAGACGCAGAGACUCCGAGAUGAGAUCCAGCUCCUGAACUCUGCCAUCAAUGCGUGCCAACAGCAGCUACCGGCCACAGGUGUGCCCAUCACGCGGCAGCGAUUUGACCACAUGAGGCAAAAGUUCCGAGAGUACGUCCAGGCGCAGACUCUGCAAAACUGGAAGUUCUGGAUCUUCAGCGUCAUCAUCGAGCCGCUGUUUGAGUCCUACAAUGGAAUGGUGUCCACUGCCAGUGUGGAACAACUGUGCCAAUCCACUUUGUGCUGGCUGGACCAACACUGCUCACUGCCUUCGCUAAGACCGAUGGUCUUGAGUUCACUCCGUCUCCUGAGCACCACGACGUCCAUCCUGACCGAGCCGAGACUGCUGCCCGAGCAGGCCGCUUUCGCCGUCACCCAGGGGGACCCCUCUGCUACGUUGGACCACUCCAUACAGCACCCUGCUCAAGACAAUAUACGCAACGUGUGACUGAAAAAGAAAACACUCAACUCGGCAGUUUGAAAAAUGACAAUCGCGCAUCGUUUCCUCUGAAUCCAACUCACCGGCUGCUUCAAGAAUGUUCGCCCAAAAAAGGACUCGGCUCGAUCUAUUCUCGUUUCGAAGCCGGGCAUAAGAUACAAUUUGUGUUCCAAACUUACAGUCUGUUAU